UGGGCCGCCUCCUUGGCCCGGGCGACGAGACUGCGUUGGUCGUCCAGGUCAUCGGAGGAAAGCUUGGCCUCCCACGUUUCAGUUGUGUGGAUCUGAGACGGGGCGAAUGCUAGUUUCCGAGAAUGCUGGCGUGUUCGAGUAGGAGCAGGGCAAGGCGACUGAUGACGUUCGAGGAUCCCGAGUGAUGCUGUGAACGGAGGACCGGAGCAAACAGCGAAAACAAAAGGGGGGCGGCCGGCGAAAGAGGCUGAUCCUCCUCCGCUCUCGCCCGCCAUCCUCUUGGCGCAGCCGGCGUCGGUGUGGGGGGUAAAAAAAUACGUCAAAUUGCGGCAGAGUCGGAUCGCGGACGCCGCCGGCGUCGGACGCCCACGAGCACGCGCUGCGCCGUGCUUUGCCCACUCCGCUCGCCAGGGCUGGAUGCUGCCGCCGCUCGCAGCGCCGUGGGUCUACGCGUUCUUCGUCUGCUAGCGGGUGUGCUGCCCGAGUCGUCGUCGGUCGUCGUCUGCUGCUGCCGCCUUCUGCAGCGGUGUGCCGGGGCAGCUGCGGCGUCUGCUUCUGGCGAACGGCCUUCCCUACGAUCGAUCGUGCCUCCCCCGCAAGUCCCCGCAAGUCGUGCCGAUGAUCCCUCGACGUGAUAUGUCGCUCUGUUUUCUUGAUCCACCGCCGCGCUGCCGCUAAUCCCUGCCCGACGCGACGCCUCUGCUGCUGCACCGAGUUGAUCCGUCGAGAGAGUGCUUACCAGAGUGGGUGUGUGUGGGUUUGUGCUUCUUCCGCCCGCGUGCGGUGCGCGUGUGAGUGAAUGUGUGCAGUGGUGUGAAAGUUCCGACGGAAUUCGCCUCGAAGAACCCGGGUUUAGCCGGAGGUGCGGCGUCCGACUUCGUGCGUUGGGUUAUUAAACGCUCUCCCUCGCCGGAACCAUGUGCAUCGCAGUGUCUGUCGGAUGAAUGCGGCUAGCCGGAGCUGCGACGUUUGUGGAGUCGACGGUGUGAAAAAAAAGAAAAGGGGGUUCGUCGCCUAUUUCUUCCGCGCUGUGGAGAAGCCAGAGUUGCAGGAGGUAGAGGGAACGGCUACCACAUGCGGCGGCUCUAUAUUCUGCACGGUGCGUGCAAGUGGCGCUAGAGCGGUGGAUUCGAGGCCCGCUAGGAACGCCAUCGCCGCCCUCGACUCGCCAUCGAUGAGACGCCGGAGCUUCUUCGGAAGGCGUUGACUUCGGGCAAGGAAACACCUUCGACUUGACUGCAAACACUCGUGCUUGGUCCCCGCGUUCGCAUGACGGGCUUCGACAAGACUUCGCGGCCGUUGCGAAACCGAUCCGAGAAGUCGUCGCCACCGGUUCGGCGCUGAGUGCCCUCCGUAAGGGGAGACGCUCUGGCUGCUGUCCCACUCACCAGGCCUCUUCUGGGAUGAGGCGUCUCGGAAGACCAGUGUCGUUGCAAGGGCGGUUCCAGAGGUCGUAGCAGCGCGCUUGGCGCUAAGGAGAGCCUAUCAUCAGGAGUUCAAAACGCCCGCCCUCCGAUCGAGGAGUACUGACAUCAUGGUCUCAUAGUGACGUUGCGCCAUCGGUCGAGACUUGCCGGCGCAAGCCUGCCGGUCAUGCGGCGACGCCGGAACCUCCAGUUGCUCGGCUGGCUCCUGCUGGCCGCCGUGGGGACGCUCGCGCUCCUGGGCGCUCCGCCGUGGCCCUCCGGCGGCGACUACUCGUCCGCGGGUUCAGCGCCGCCCGCGGAGCUGACCCGCCACCCGUUCUGGACGUACGACCCGGCCCUGCGGGAGCCCCGCGACGCCCGCCAGCUGUGCUCGCUGCCCGUGGUGCACCCGCUCCACCCCAGCGUGUGGCCGCACCUCAAGCGCACCGUGCCCAUACAUUGCAAGGUGCGGCAACCCUGGCUGACGUUCGUGGACGUCCGAGGAAACCUGCGUUUCAACUACAGCUCCGGGUACAAGCUCAGUUCCCUGCGCUGCUCGUACAGCCCUGCCGAACGGGACGGAGACGACCGAGUCAAAUACGAAGACCCCGUGCCGUUCACUCGCGACGGCACGCCCCUCGCGCACGACGUGGUCUACGUUUCGUGCCGGAACUACUUCGAGCUACCCAUCUACUCCAACGUCCACGCAGUGCUGCGCAUUCCUAAGAAGGAGCACCCGGGGACUUCGAUGACGUCAUCACCGCCGCGGGACGGCCGUGGUGGCAAAUCAGCGUCGCCGCCGCCGCCCCCGUCCGACACACAGGAUCGUCCGAGUGUCCUAGUGUUUGGCCUCGACUCGAUCUCGAGGCUGUCCAUGAUGCGACUACUGCCAAAGACUUACACGUUCCUCACCGACGUUCUGGGCUCGGUUGUCUUUCGGGGAAUGAACAAGGUCGGCGACAACACCUUUCCCAACCUGGUCGCGCUCUUGACCGGCAUGGAGGCCUACACGCAGCUGAAGCAUCCGGGCCCGAAGGGCGAAACCUUCGACGACGUCCAGUUCAUCUGGGACGACUUCAAACGCGACGGAUACCUGACGCUCUUCGCCGAAGACUUUCCCGAGUAUGGAGUCUUCAACUACCUCGCGCGCGGUUUCAGGGAUCCGCCGACCGAUUUUUAUUUUCGUCCCUACUGCCUCGCCAUGGAGAGCUCGUUCCUGAUGAGGAGCAGCUCGAACCUGUGCUACGGCAACGUUCCCAAGCACAAGCUCCAGAUUGACUACGUCCGGCGGUUCAUCGAAGCCAACAACGGCUCGCAGCCCUACUUCGCCUUCUCGUUCCUCGUCGAGAUAAGCCACGAGUACAUGCAGCAGGUAGCCGCGGCCGACGAAGACAUCGUGCAGUUUCUUACCGAGCUCCGGGAUCGGGGCCAUCUUGACAACACGUUCCUCUUCUUCCUCUCCGACCACGGGCACAGGUUCGACUCGAUCCGCGAGACCUUCGUGGGCAGGCUCGAGGAACGGCUGCCUUUCUUCGCCGUCAGACCGCCUUCCAGGUGGUCACGGCUCAAGCAGGCUUUGCCGACCAGCCACGGCAGUCCCGCCCGGGACUCCGCUUUGGCGGACAAUUCGCUCGCCGAGUCCGCAACGGCCAAAUCUCUGCUCGGUGCGCUGCAGUCGAACGCCGGUCGACUGACGACCCCUUACGACACCUACGAGACCUUCAGGGACAUCCUGUUUCUGGGCCGCGACGGGCGUUUCGCCGACAAACCCAAAUCCGACUUCGGCGUCAGCCUGUUUCGCGAGAUCCCCCUUGGCCGAACGUGCGACCUGGCCCGGGUUCCGGAGCAGUACUGCUCGUGCGACGCCGAGGAGCCGGUGGAGCUGUCCAGCAAGAUCGUCGAGAAGGCGGCGCUGGCGCUCGUCGACAAGGUCAACAGCCUGCUCGAAGCGGGCCUGGGCAACAUUUCGUCCCGUUGUGCUCGCCUCACGAUACGCAGGAUUCAGGACGCGCGGGAGGUGUUCAGCAGCGUCCGAAGCUCGUCCUCCUCGUCGCCGUCCUCGAGCUCUUCGCACCCCGCCACCGCGGCGGGCCGCGCAUCCACCGACGUCCGCCGUGGUUCUGGGGGCGUGCGCAGACUGCGCGUGACGGUGGUCGUGCGACCCAGCGACGCCAUGUUGGAGGGCCUGCUCCUCGUGCGGGAGGACCAGCGGCCCGUGGUCUUCGACGACGUCAGCCGCAUCAACAAGUACGGCCGUCAGUCGUCUUGCAUCGAGCACCAGACGCUGAGGAAGUACUGCUACUGCGUCCAAAAUGAAUAGCCGACGGCGACCUCGAGUACAUUCGAAUGCUGGUUUCGAGGAAGAGGGCGCUUCUCCUAGAGGGCCUAGACACUAGAGAAUCUAGAGACAAAGAUCUUGCCUGUUCAUUUUUUUAAAGUUUACUCGCGAUUAGUAUUCUAUACUACUGACACAUUUCUCGUUUUCGUUUGGUAGUAGUGUGUUUUGUUGAACGUUCCGGUGCCAGAGACGCAAUACUGCCAGCAUGUGUGAUACCUAACCGUUCAUCGCCCGCUCGCAGCGAGUGCAGCUGUUACAUCGUCGCUCAUUGUCAAGAAUUGACGUAUGAAGGGCUUAAGACUCUAUCGAGGCGUUAUUAGAGUUUGCACUUGCCAUAUAUAUAGUAGUUUCAUUAUUCUCAAAUAAUGAGUGAACAUUGACGGGUGCCUCAUCAGUUGUUUGGCGAGUCAUGUUCCAUCUGAAUGAGUGGUGUGAAAUUGCCGCUAACUCAUAGUUUGUUUCGUCAAAGCAGGUACAGUGCGGUGGGAAGACGAGUGACAGAUUUCUAUAAUCGAGACGUGGCAUUUCCGUAGAAAGCUGCCGGAAAAGGGUGUUACACUUGCGAGUCGCUUCAGGAAACAGAGCUAACUGAAUGUAAUUCUGCGUUGAGCUCGGUUUGCUUGCAAUUGCGCUUGGCGCAAGCGCAGUGUCCGCGUGUUUCCCGCCUCUCGUGUGGUAGGUAACUCAAGUAUUCGUGGCGUAGGGGAUUCUAGAAUUUACUGUCCUCGUGCGCAGUUAUUUUCGUGGAGUAGCUUCACUUGGCCGGGCAGUGAAGUAGCCGAAAGCUUUCUGAGGAAGAGGUUUUCGCACAGUUGGAACGUUGCAGUAUUGCCCAAGGGAACAAAACUCAGUACGAGAUCCUUGCGGCAUAAAUUAUUGGAAGAGAAGAUACUUCUAAUUUACUUCAAUCGUGGCAAACCUGAACGUAAUGUUGAUUGGCGCGGAAUCUCAAAAUUCAAUUUCUCGCUUUCGCACCUCUUCCUACAGACAGUUAUAAUGAUGCGUUGUUGAAUUAAUUAGAGACGGUGCUAACGUGCGCUACUAGAUUACUAAUUGCUAGAUUAGGUUGGCUAAAGCAUGGACAGUUCAUUUAUUUAUGACAAGCGGUUCUAAGGUAAGGCUUAGAAAAGAUUUCUGAUCAAUAUGACGGUCGCUUCAUGGAAACACCUGUAAUGUUCUGUGGGUUAUUAUAUCGGGGCUUUUGUCAAUUUGAGCUAAGUAAGCGCCUGUAGCUAAUUUAACACGCACUGUACCUGGCGCGUCUAACAGGAAGCAUAAGUAUAGAAAAACUCGCUCGACGACCGUGUUCUACACCGACGACCGUGCUCUACGCCGAAGAAUUUCUUGCGUUUCGAACGUAGACCUCUUUGUUUAUUUCACUGUGCAGACCUGUUAGCUUUGGCGUGAUAGCGUAGAGGAACACCGCGGUAGGCUCUGGCCACAUGCAUCAAUUCAAUUGAACGGGCUCGAAACAUAAUUACUGAUGGAUCCACAAUGGGACUGCUUCUUGAAGAAGAUCCGGAGCUUGCUCACUGCGUGAGCAAUGUGCCGAUAGGUGUGCCGACUUCGAGCACUGCAGAAGGCAGUGAUAUGUGAAAUGUGUGUGUGCGGGUGUGUUUUUUGUACGUUUGCGAGGAGACUUCAAUACUGACUGCUUCGAUGAACAUUCUCCCAAGUGUUGUUUCGGGUGAAUCGUCUCAUGUCCCUCCGGGACAACUAACUUUUGAUUUCUUUUUGGUCUUUGUUCUGCGAAGAUCGCAGUGUAGUGCAGUGAAUUGCAUCGCGUGUUUGUGUGUCCGUGUGCGCAGUGGUUCAACAAGCGAUAUUGUCUUUCGGCUUGUGGAUCGCUGGCGAUCCCGAACAUUGUCAACUUCGUUGUCUCUGCUUCACGGUGUCUUGUCCGUUUACCUACAAUGCUGACAGGCAUCAGUAGUUGGAACGACGUUUUCCUUUCCUGAGUGUCUGUCUUGUAGGUGUGAAGCCCAUAACUUAAAUCAAUUUGUGUGGAGAAACCAACGCGUGGCGACAUUCGUUGCCCGUUUUCCACGCCUCUUGGAAUGUGUGAAUUUGUUGGAAACCUUUUGAGUUCUUGCUUUGCUUGGCAGGCCCGCUUUUCUUUUCGUAGGCCUGCUUCGUUCUGCGUGCUAAGCUUGCAUAUUACUGUUUCCGUUCGCGAGCCGUUUGUCGUGACUACGUCACUAAGACGUGCAUUCAUUUGCCCACGACAUAUAAUGUGUGCACUUGGGAGGCAGCGUGGGCGUCGACAUAAUGCUGCCACGUGACUAUUCUCCAGCGAGUUCAUUUCGCGAUCCGGUCAUGAGUUAUCAAGCAAAACCUUCUUUGAUUCCGUUUUGCAGAAAGUGUUUUGGCAUGUUCUCUUUAAACUGAAAAGCACUAUAUUAUUGUCUCCCGUUACGUGGCGUGCCACAUCGUAGAAGUGACGCAGGAAGUGAAAAAACAAAAGACAAACAAACUCUGAAAGAGCAGUUACUACACAUGGCUCCUUCUCUGUUUUUUUUCCAAGAGUGAAACUGUUAGUUCUUCGGCACAGUGUUUUAGGUGCCCGCAACGCCUUGAAACCGCAGUUACUAGUCAUCAUCAGGGUCUCCCGUUUCUGCUCAAAGCACAAGCUACCGCCUUUGACAAAUCCUCGACGUGUUCAAGCUUAGCGUGUGCAAAAUAUAGUUUUUACGACAACCCACUCUGAACCUCGUUGACCACAAUGCCUCGCGAAGACACUAAGACGUCCUGGUAGAGACGUUACAUGCCUCUCUAACCUCUACAGACGCUCCGGUUUUUUCUGGCCCGUUUAAUCGAGCGAGCCACUGCAUUUUUCUUGGUGGGGGUCAGACUACAUCUGGCCUGGCUUUCUCUUUAGCGUUAGGUGUCCGCAACGAAUAAAUGUCCGAUUCCUUGGGUCGUGGGUCCUUCCGACUGCGGAACGUUGCGCUUUCGGCAGCAGUUAACCGAUGGCUACAGUGUUCGUGUUCCACAGAUGUGUGCAAGCGCUCGCUUAGUUGGUUGACGGCUUGAGGUGCGGCAUUGGACAAGUUGGCAAAGUGGGCACUUUGGACGGCUAGUGACACAGCACUGCGUGGUGUGUGUGUUUGUGUGUGUAUGUGUGCGUGCGUGCGUGCGUGCGUGUGUGUGUGUGUGUGUGUGUGUGCGUGUGCGUGUGCGUGUGCGUGUGCGUGUGCGUGUGUGUGUGUGUGUGUGUGUGUGUGUGUGUGUGUGUGUGUGUGUGUGUGUGUGUGUGUGUGUGUGUGUGUUUUCAGUCGGCUUUCGUUUUCUGCUCCGUUUACCUUCUGAAGCCACGUUCCAACGUUGACGUGUCAAUAUCAAAUAUUCUUUAGAGUUAACGCAAGUAGGGUGGUAAGGGGAUUCGCCGAUCAUUGUACCGUGUCCUUCAGCGGAAGGCCUAGCAAACGAAAGGUCUGCUCGCAAUUCUACCUGCUUGAGCAGCGACGCAUGAACGGGAACGCGCUUGAUCGAGACCGACCGUAACCGGAAACGGACCGCUGCUUAUCUUGGACCUUGGCUGCACGCGCCUUGAAUGCAAUGAUUCUGCGGGUCGCUAGUUCGAUGCUCGAAGUAGUGAGACAUUUCGUGUCACUGUCACUUAACACGCGCCGAAUGCAAAUGAAAGGCAGACUCGCCAGUGGCACAGAGUUUCGUACAGCGUUCACUAGUGGGAAAUUUGGCGCUGAAAUCGGUAAACAACCAUGGGAAUCACACGUCAAUUCUUCCUCGAUUUGGAACUGGUUCGUUUAAAAGGCAUAGUGACGGUUAAUUUAUUCCUCUAGUUUCGCUAGGACGGUUGGGUGCUGACGCACAUUUUUUAAAAAACAGCUGAGUGCUUUAUAUCACAACUAUCUUCAGGUCGUAAUGUACAGGGCAUAAAUACGCCGGGGCACCUUUAGAGUGUGAGUUGUGCUAAAUCUAUAUGGCAUUUGCGUAUGAACGCUCAACGUAGGUGAAUAUUCUUCGACUCUUGGGCUGCUUUAUUCGUGACGUUCAGAACUUAAUAAGCUUGUAGAAAUCCGACGCUAAAUAAGACUUGUCAUAGCGAUACAAAAUUGAUGCGAUUAGAUGAAGUUAGGAAACCGGGAUUGGGUUCAAAGCCAAAAUGCGGAUGUUUAGACAAAUAUGUGGAAAGCUCAUCAUUGUCAUCGUGAAUGACACUCUGUACUUACGACCCUGUAGGCACUGCCGCCAGUUUUGCUUUGGCAUGGUUGCCUUUCCCUCUAACUCGCAGUCCUCGGGGUAAAGCUGGCUGUACGGCUUGACGGCGUAACCAGCGUAGCACAAAUUGCGCGUCCACGUUGUUGAGGAGCGUCGCUCCAUAACACGGCUUCUAUCGUUUCGGAUACGUUGGGGGGGGGGGGGGCAGGGGCGGUGCGAUGCAGUCGGGAUGGUAAGACGUGGGAUGCCUAUUCCUAGCCUCUGAGUAUGUUAUAAAUACCACAAAACGUUUCUUUUUUUUUUCACCGGAUACAAUAUGCGUCAAACUUGAGCUGAUAUUAUUGGCUUUUCUUUGAACAAAAAAUAUUACGGCGUCAAAUGUGUCGUUUUUUUGCUGAUUUAGGCUUGCUUGAGAAAUGUGCCUCAGCAACGCAACCAUUUUUUUUUUCAAGCAUGGCAUCGCGAAGUGCCUCUAAACGAAGCGAUCGAGCAUGGCUUCCCGAGUAUUUUCUUCCUUUCAUUUUUUUUUUCGCGGAACGUAAACGUUUGCUGCAGGAUAUCGAACGUUUGACCCAGUUACCAGGUAACGUGGUUUUGACUGCUCUCUCGGGAAGGCGACUGGGAAAGACGGCUCUCGCGAGGCUUAAACAAUUUCAGCCCAGUGGGUUCGAGGUCCUUUAUGUUUUUCAGACUUUCCUCUGGUGUGAAAAACUAACGAACGCCGGAUUGAGAUAUUGGAUUUGCCGCGUACCACCGGUCGAAAGAAACUUCAUCUCUCUGACAAACGGCCUUCCAUAAAAGUAGACCGGAUGCCGGCCCUUGCGGGAGUGAAACGAAAUAAUGCGCGAUUGCCAGGUUUGACCGAGAACGGGCGGAGGAGGCAUUGGAUUGGGGUGCCGCAAAUUGCGUUUCCGUCAACCGAACGCAAACAGAUGUGUGGACGCCUUUGCCGUCGAUGGAGCCUGUCGAGCAGCUUAUUAGGUUAGCCACUGCAAAGAAAGCUUGUGCGAAUGGCUGUUGUCUAGCUUCUAAAUUGCACGAAAGGUUAGAGUAAACGGUAAAUUUAUGGUCGUUCGAAAGUUUCAACUGGUACACUCCACGGAAGUGUGUGCGCAGCGAUUAUCACUCUGCCGAGUUCUCUCGCAUGGAUGCACGGCUGCCUCAUUCUAGAAAAAAUGAGUUUGGUCAACAGUGUUCGUAUUUUGGCCGUGAAAGCUGUAUUAAGGUUUUGUGAUUGACAGUUUUUUGCACCGAACAACGCAGAUAUGGUUUUGCAUCCGUAGCAAAAAAUACAAAUGAAAAAAAAAGUAAGGAAAGUGAACGCUUGAUUCUAAGAACGUGAUACCGUAAUGCGUAUCGACGUGCAAAAUGCCUCUGCUAGGAAAUUCGAAAACGUUGGAAAACGAGCUCUUGUAGAAUCUCGAAACAAUGAAACUGUCGAAAAAUACUUGGGAGAAAUGAGGAAGAGUGCUUAGCAAGAAGUGUCGUUAGAAGUCACAUUAGAAUGUAUUACCCAAAAAUGCAGCCACCCACACGUAUGUUUUAUUCGCAUUUCUUUAGAUUGCCGCGAGUGUCGGGAAUUACGCAUGGCGAGGCCCGAUUACACAGUGUGACGCGGAGUUGUAGGCGCACGAUAUAAAAUUUCAGUGCAGUCAAUUGAAUCCAAUUAAAUACAAAACUGCCUACUUGUUAAUGGAAUGCUGUGGUUACCUCGAUAGACACUUGCAGGCUGGCCUUACGGCAGUUAUACGAUCUAUCAUUGGAAGCCUGAAAAUCGAUGUGCGUUAUUUAUCAGUUUCAUUUCGGCAGACCCUCUGCAUCCGUGACAGGGCAGUAAUGCAUAUGUGUGCCAGGUUUUCGUGUCUUCAUUGCCACGGCGAUGUCCUUGGUGCUACACUUGGCUUCCGGAAAGCAUAAAAGUGGCAGUAAGGCACGAAUUAGACAGCACGGGAAGUUAAGAAUUUGGAUCCGAGAACAGAAUUGGAUAGGAGAUAGGAAAUAUUGCUGACAUUAGUAUGGUAAUCGAAAGAAAACGAAUAAAUCAACCAAGGGAAUCGGAAAGACGCAAGCAACUGCCUCCAGGAAGCAUAAGGAAGUUCACAGCAAAUGAAGAUGGAGCUUAGGAAUCAAAAGAAAACGAGGAAGCCAAAGAAAAGAACGUCAGCAUGGUGACCGUAAUAACACUACGAGCUUCAAGGUACAAGCGCCGGGCGCUGUAAACUAAGCGUAGCGUUUGCCACGUCGCAGAGGCCUCAUUGCAUCGUUCUGUGCCCAAACAAGUAGCCCUCGCUUUCCAGAUCGUAUUUAAUCACGCAAGCAGAAUGUCGCCUAAAUGACGAAUCAUCAGAGCCUCAUCUAUACAAGUGACGCUUGCAGAGCCUCCCCGCAUAUUUCGCUACUUUGCAUACUCACCACCGCUCCUUUCUUCACUCAGUAGCUCUGUAGUUAAACAUAAUUAUGUACUCAUCUACAUACGUGAAGGUGUACACAGAAAUAGUAUAUAUAUACCCAGGUUGAACCUUAUAUACAUACCCAGAAUGUAGGCAGCGUGUUUUUUAACUGCAGAAGUUAUUUUGAGAGGAGCCCUGGCAUUUUGCUGCUGUUUCGGGGGUCCCGUAUAACUGCCACGAACAAUCACCUGUGACGAGUUCAUCGCAUUUCUUCUACACCUAGGUUAGAACACGAGGUUCUCGGAGUAUCAAAUGGACGCAAGCAAAAGAAGCAGCACAACAAAGUCGGUCGGUCUGCUGAGUUACGUGUUUUUACUGAGAUGAUUUUUUUUUCUCCUGAAAAAUGUUCAAUAAGAAGAUUGUACAGAAAGAAAGGAAGUUGCAUCUAAGAACGAAGUGGACUAUAAAGUUAGGGUUGGGGUGAUGUGAAUUACUACUGACAACUAAAAACACAGUCCAGUGUUGACUACUGCGAACGAUUUUGUUUAAAGUAGGUUCGAGGGCUUCGUCUUCACCCUGCACUCAGGAGCGCUCGUGAGGACAGGGAACCGUGAUGUUGGGGCACCGGAAUUGGCGCUGGAUGUGCCAUAUUUUAUGUUUGGGAAAGGAUCAUGGGAUGCUGUAAGCGUUGCCACAGUCCUCAAGCUAUAGCGAACAAGAACGCUUUUCCACGUACCCAGCGACCAUUGGAGAAGAUGUUGUUAGAAUUAGAGAAACAUUUCUUUUGUAAACGAAAUUAACUGGGGUUGACAAAAUACCGCCACACCAGACCAAAACGACUGGUUGCAGGCCUCUCUGUGUGAGGCACCAGUAAAACUUCUGAAGCGUAGAGGAAAACCAUUAGAAAACAAUAUACGCUUCAUGGAUGGAAGGUUGGCUAGGCAGGGCGAUAGGGACCACCAAGAAAACAAAUACCGAGAUAUAAUAAACACUGUGAUUAUGGACCGUACCUGUAGCUUCUGAUCGGAAUUGGUAUGCGUGGCUUGCUUGCGGAGUGGUGGUUUCCCGGUGCUCCACAUUGCAUGUUCGAUUGGCUCAAAUUGGCUCAAAGGAAGCAUCACACCACAUUUUACUGGCUAAAAAUAUAAAACAUAACUGAAUUUGAUUGUAUGAAAAAGGAAAAAGUAUAAUGCCGUCUAAACUACACAGGUUAAAAAUUACGGCAUUACUAGUUGCCGUUAAUUAAGUGGCACGAAAGACCAGCCGACUGCGUUAUGACGGCGGUUAAAGUGUGAGCUCAUUACCUUCCUUUAUUGUUUGGCAGGCGCUCCAGGUGAACAUGCUUUAAAAUGUGGGGAAAUAUACUUUUUCGCCUGAAGCAUCGUCUCUUCGUUGAUGCAGUGUCAUUUAUGAGAGCAAAAUAAUUAUAUUGCACAAUAUUUCUUAGAAUUGAAUGUUCUAAAUUUGCAUUGGCUGUCCUAAUUUGUUGGAAGCUAGAAGUCAAUAUCGGACCAUCACGGACAUCAAAUAUUUGUAAGUCUGUAAGGCUGCUUCCUUGCCCGGUUCCUUCAGUAUUUGUGUGUUCGCUGUCUAGAAAGCGACAGUAUAUGCCGAGAAGUGUUAGAAAGAUGCUGAAAGAUGCACUUUGGGCGAUUACAGAAUCGAGGAAGGAUGGAUACAUAAUACUUCCGAAUUCGUUCGUUGUAAAGAAUCGCUACCUGAGUCUGCCACGUCAUACCAUUCUUUAUAAAUGUGCACCUUCCUAGAGGAUGACACGAAUCAACAGAAGCGCGGAUAAGUAAGAAAAUGGCGUGCCAAUGUGUAUAUGACAACAGACUCGAGUACACGUAAAACCUAGCCUAAGAACAUGUGCUUUCCUGACCAACCGUAACUUUUUGGCAUACGGCACUGCGUUCGAUGUUCCAUGGCUAAAGUCCUCACACGUUGGUGGAGUCGUAAACCACAAAGGACACAAUAUGCACCGUUAUUCACACGUUUCGGCGUGGUUUAAUUUCGGUGGAGCUCGUAGUUUGCUGCUGAGGAGAGCGAACUUCUAUUGCUGAAUUCCCUAGCGAACGUUGUGCUGGAAGCAAAGCUCCGCUAAUAUUUACGAUUUUGCACACGCCCCCUUGGGAAAAACAAACAAACAAACAAACAAACAAACAAACAAACAAACAAACAAACAAACAAACAAACAAACAAACAAACAAACAAACAAACAAACAAACAGCAGUGGCGUUGUUAGAGAUGCUUGUUGCUCUACACGCUUCAGUGCAGGAUUGCGCUUUCUGCUGUCGCAUCUUGAUGGCAUGGUCGAAUAUUUUCAAUAAGGUGUUGCAAUGCGAGCUUAACAGAUGCAUAAAAGCAUUUUUGCCUUUACAAUGCUUACAUUCUAACCGUGACGUUAACAAGAUUGCACCCAGCUAUUUGAAGCCGACAUAAAGGAACGUUCAGAGUACAACAGAAAUUCUGGUGAUGAGCCUGUCGUGUAUUUUUUUUUUCGUGAAGAGAAGAUUCUUUUUGCCCAAACUAAUAGAUCUAUGAAAGCCGACCUCAGAAAAAACCUUGAAAAUCUGGCCGCUUCCACAGAAGCGAUCUUGUUGUGACGGUACGAUGUAUUUCAUGGCAGGUAUUUCUUAAUACGACAUAAACUCUUGCCUUGGCGACAGCUGAACGCCUGUGUUAUGCCCUUAGAGAAAAGAGUUCUCUCGUUACAAAAAAAAAAAGUGUUUUCUGUUGCGUUUUUCGACUGGCUAACUAUUACGCACUCACCGACAUGGUUUGUCUCCAUUGAUUAAAAAAAAAGCUGCACCCACGUGCUUGGCGUGUAACGACCUAACGUACAGUAUGAGUGAGCUGCAAUAUCGUGCAUUGAUACGAUACCACCAAAUAACCAAAUAAAAGCUCUCCUGCACACAACCUGAAAAUGCAACAGCGAAUAUGAAACCGAUGGUGACAUAACCAGCUACGGAUUGUUGCUUCACACUAAUUAAGCUUCGUCGCAAAAUUUACAUCAAUUAAAGAAACUGAAGUUUAGAACCAAUGCAUGAUGUGACAGUGCGGACAUGGGUGCGAUCUUGUACGCGUUCCAAAAUCGAACGGAGGCGGUCUGUUCUGUACGUCACGAAAUAGGUGGUCCGUUCCAUUGCGUUCGUCCGAUAGGAGACGACAAGGAAUGAUUGGCCGCAGAUAUCACGUCACAAUUGACUUCAUGGCGUCCGUUACGGUUCAAAUUGACCAAUCGUGUGCCGCUCGGUAGAAUGGACCGCCUCCGUUCUAAUUUGGAACGCGUACAAGAUCGCACCCAUGAAGUCUGAAACGUCAGCGGAUGCGAAGGUGAAAUGCUCCAGCUGUGCUGCUUAUUUAUGGCUGCAAUGUUUGGAAUGGUUAGCCGAGCGUGUGGCCAAUCAAUAUUUUCAGUGACGUCACGGCAGCGUUACGUAACACGUCGAUGUGCCUGUUCGCCGUGCUUUGCGUCGAAAUGGUUUUUCUCGAGAUUGUCGCCACUUGUUCGUGGCUGUCGCUCUGGUCGCGCCCUACGCGGACGUCGCUCUGUUCCCACAAUUUUCGCGGUUCCUCCCUUGGACAUAUAUACGACCUAUGCAACGCCGAACAGCAAUAUGUGUAUGCCAAUAUUGUGCUCAAUAAAAGCACCCUUAUAUUCCUUA
Dermacentor albipictus is the source of this 13984-nucleotide messenger RNA. RefSeq lists its product as uncharacterized. The record is from RefSeq and is a predicted model, not a curated record. Lineage: Eukaryota; Metazoa; Arthropoda; Arachnida; Ixodida; Ixodidae.